AUGAUUUCCAUACAGUCCAUCGUUUACUCCUUCAAUGGGAAUGCAAAACUUUCUUUCGCCAUUGGAAUAAUAGUUGCAUUCCUGGCGUUCAUAUUCCGGUCACGAAAUGCAAACCGGCCCCCUCGGCUCCCUGAUACCAUUCCUUAUAUUUCAAAUACGAUUCAGUACUUGACCGACGCUGGCAGGUUUUUGGACAGAGUCAACGAGACUUUAGAGGCGACCAAGAGCAACGUCAUCGGAUUCCACGUCGGUCUGAGGCCCGCAUACAUCGUGACAGGGUCGAAAAAUGUACAGAAGGUUUUCGGCUCGCCCCACGUACUUGAUGGCAACUUUCUCCAGCUGGUCCUGAUGGACAAGCACUGGGGCAUGACUAAAGACGAGAUCCAUAAGUUCGCAAGCGACACUUCUGGAAGACUGAAGACCCCAGCUCCAGGGACAGAGUCCAUACCUGAAGACCAGCGAUUCUGGCUCGGACAUGACCGGUUGUAUGCGGAGUAUCUUACUAAGCAAAAUUACUCCGAUGCCCUAGCUGAGUCCUUCCAGACGUUGUUCUCGCAACGCCUCGACAAGCGAGCGACGACGGAGUGGGCCACGGUCGGGCUAUUCGAGCUCCUCAAGACUACAAUGGCCGAGAGCGCUAUCAUUUCGCUAUUCGGCUCCAAGAUCAUUGAACUGAACCCUGGUUUUAUCCAAUGCUACUGGGAGUUCGAUGAAAUUGCGGGUACUUUAGUCUGGGGCCUGCCAAACUUCAUGCAGCGCUCUUCUGUUGCAAUUAGAGACCGUCUGCAUAAGAUGACAAAGAAUCACAUUGAUUCAGCAUGGGAGCACUUUGACUGGUCAGGCCCCGAUGCCAAUUCAGCCUGGGAGCCGCAUUUUGGGUCCAGACUAUCUCGCGAGACUGCAAGGUGGCUUCGAGAGAGGGGCUUUUCAAACCAAGCUGCUGCUGGACAUACUUUAGCUUCACUUUUUGGGCUGAAUGGAAACACAGUGCCCAUCUCAGCAUGGGCGAUGAUUGAGCUAAUCAAGGACCCAUCACUGUAUAAGGCAGUGCGUAGUGAGGUGCUGAAGACAUGUGUAGUCGACCCAGAUACGAUGAAAACUCACUUGGAUGCGCGCGCGCUCAUUAACAUGCCACUCAUGCAGUCUCUCUAUACAGAGAUCAUGCGCAUACACGUGUCCUUCAACGUCACCCGUGAAGCAAAGGAGUCGAUUAACAUUGACGGCUACCGGCUUGAGAAGGGCUCGUUAAUUCAGACAUGCUCGCAGAUUUCGCACUUUGAAGAAGCAGUCUGGGGGGCCGAAGAUCAUCCCGCGUCUGAGUUUUGGGCCUGGCGGCAUAUCAAGUGGGUAGAAAGGACAGAUGAAGCUAGUGGAGAAGUCAUGAUGCAUCCAACUUUCUCUAUGAAGGGUCGACCAAGCUCUUUCUUCCCUUAUGGUGGAGGAUACGUAAUGUGCCCUGGACGCCACUUUGCAAAACAAGAGAUUCUGCUGGCGAUAGCCGUUAUGGUUACCAAAUUUGACAUCGAAUUUGUCGGGUGGAAAAACCUUGACGGGUCAAAUUCCAACAGAUCAGCACAGGAUGAUAGAAGGUUUGCUGGUUUCAUUGCAAUGUCUCCGGACCGGGAGAUGGAAAUCCGCAUAAGGAAGGUUACAUGA
This is a messenger RNA of Bipolaris oryzae ATCC 44560, 1656 nucleotides long. RefSeq lists its product as uncharacterized. Gene Ontology annotation, molecular function: steroid hydroxylase activity; oxidoreductase activity, acting on paired donors, with incorporation or reduction of molecular oxygen; heme binding. The transcript is spliced from 4 exons. NCBI's taxonomy places the organism in Eukaryota, Fungi, Ascomycota, Dothideomycetes, Pleosporales, Pleosporaceae. The record is from RefSeq and is a predicted model, not a curated record. Bases 1 to 1656 code for a protein of 551 amino acids.